UUUCCUAACCAUUACAACAGAAAGCAAGAACACUGACCUCAAAUAUGUGUUAAAAAAAGUGUGAGGAAGAGGAAGUUUUGCAAGAAAGUGCUUUUAUGCGGUUUCUGUGAGUAAAAAAAAACACAGUUCACACUAACAUGAACUACUGAUAUGAACUGGUCUUGCUGGAAGAUUUAUGCAUCAAAUAUGAAGUUCGUCUAUGCUGUGUGCAUCUGGAUUUGUCUGUCAGGGUUUGGACAUUCAGCUGCUGAUGGGAGUGCCAUAAAGAAACAUGAAGGAGAUCAAGUCACAAUUACGUGUACUCCUGUACCGAAUUCAAAAAACAAAAAGUAUUUCUGCAGACAUCCAUGUCAAGAAAAUGCUAAAGAUAAAUAUAUUAAAGUAUCAUCUGAUCAAACUUCUAACGGGAGAUUCAGAAUGGAAGAUUAUGGAAAUGGAACAUUCACAGUGACCAUCACUGAUCUACGGGGGUCAGACUCUGGGAAUUACUGGUGUAGAGUGGAGCUAGUAGAUAAAGAAGAUCCAUCUGAAAAGGUCACUCUGAGAGUAUCUAAAGGUGUUAAGAGCGCUAUUACCACUUAUACAACUGUCACACCAGCGAUCACCACAUCUGGUAAUGUAAAGUGUUGUUUUCUUCAUUAA
Misgurnus anguillicaudatus (oriental weatherfish) is the source of this 642-nucleotide messenger RNA. The record is from RefSeq and is a predicted model, not a curated record. NCBI's taxonomy places the organism in Eukaryota, Metazoa, Chordata, Actinopteri, Cypriniformes, Cobitidae.